This is a messenger RNA of Pseudovirgaria hyperparasitica, 1689 nucleotides long. RefSeq lists its product as uncharacterized. NCBI's taxonomy places the organism in Eukaryota, Fungi, Ascomycota, Dothideomycetes, Acrospermales, Acrospermaceae. Bases 1 to 1689 code for a protein of 562 amino acids. The transcript is spliced from 4 exons. Gene Ontology annotation, cellular component: mitochondrion. The record is from RefSeq and is a predicted model, not a curated record.
AUGCCAUUUCGAUUUUCAAUUCCAUCUAAAAGCAUGAGGCUAUGGAGGGGCAAGCUUGUGAUAUCUCCAAGCUCAUCUAGAACUUUGUCGAUACUCUGUCGGGGCGAUCGCAUUGAUCGCGAGGAGCUUUUCAAAUAUACGAACGGACGCUUCUUAGUCAGACAUAAGGAACAAUGCGACCAAAGAUAUCUGAAAUUCGACUUGGACCAGCUUUGCGCUGUGGCCGCCUCUGCCGGCAAUACUAAAUCGCCUGUCCGCAAGAUUGAGAAAAUGGAAGGCGGUUUCAGCAAAGCAUUACUCAUGAGCAAAGAGGAUGGAACAGAGGUCGUUGCUAAACUACCCUUCUCUAUUACUGGACCCCCUAAGUACCUUACAGCAUCUGAAGCAGCCGUUCUUCAAUACUUGCAUGAUCACACCACAGUCCCGGUUCCCAAAUUGCUCGCAUGGAACGCCGACUCUUCGAAUCCAGUCGGUGCCGAAUAUAUUAUAAUGGAGAAGGCGGCUGGCUGCCAACUAGUCAAGAAAUGGGGAGAGAUGAAAGGCAUAGAUCCUCUCGAACUCAUCAAGAACCUAUGCCUGAUUGAGGCUGAUCUCGCGGCGAUUGCUUUUCCGGCGAAUGGAAGUCUUUACUUCCGUGAGUCGAUGGGGACCGGCGACAAAUACACACUUCUAUCCCCGGACCUGGAUCCUUCUGGUCAAUUUUGCAUCGGGCCGUCUUGCGAGCGGUCAUGGUUCGGUAAAGAUGAUACGGAAUCUGUACAAGCUCGCUUCAAUCGAGGACCAUGGCCCACUCUACCUGCUUUCGGCGUAGCGCUUGCCGAACGUGAGAUUGCUCGGAUUGAAGAGAACCCCAAAGUUGCUCCUCACGGACCACCACGAGGCUCUAUUGAGGAACAGCUUGCCGCCUUGCAAACGGCCAAAAAGGUCUUUCUUAACAUGGGCACGGAGACACUUCCUGGACGCCUCGCGUGUCCGACCCUGUGGCAUACUGACCUUCACAUGGGAAACAUAUAUGUUAAUAAUGAAGAGCCUACCCAGAUUGCCACACUCAUUGAUUGGCAGUCUACCGGGGUCUCCCCUUUGUUUUCUCAAGUUCGGUUUCCCGAACUCAUAAACAUUGACGAGGACUACAAGAUUGGGCUCGAAAUCCCACCGUUUCCGGACAACUUCGACGAGAUGGACGACGACGAUCAAGCGGUUGUUAAGUUCAAACACAAGCAUAAAUUGAUGGGCAAGGCUUACGAGGCGGCCUGCGGUUUCAAGGUUCGAAAGGUCUCCGACUCCAUAAGUCUUCCUCCUUUUUUUCGACAAUUGUUUCUUCGUACCGGGGAGGCGCGGGAAGAGGGUAUUGUACCACUUCGUCAAUGCCUAAUUGCAAUUGCCCACAUAUGGAAUGAAGCUCAAUUCUCCAGCGACUGUCCAUGCAAUUUUAGUGCAGAAGAGAUUGAAAAGCAUCAGCAGGAGUUUUCACAAUAUAGGGAUCACCACAGGCUCUUUGAAGUUGCCCGGCAGUGUUUGGAUACCGAUGAUGACGGCUGGAUCGCGCCCUAUUACGACUUUGAGAAGAAGCAGCAGGAGAACAAGGAGGUUCUUGAACUUUGCAUAGCUCACUGUGCAAAGUAUGGUAAAUCGGCCGAAGAGGUGCAGAGAAUAUGGCCGUACUAUGAAGGGUUGAGCAUUCAUCUCUGA